This is a messenger RNA of Cucurbitaria berberidis CBS 394.84, 1209 nucleotides long. RefSeq names its product trichome differentiation protein GL1. The transcript has a single exon. Bases 1 to 1209 code for a protein of 402 amino acids. Lineage: Eukaryota; Fungi; Ascomycota; Dothideomycetes; Pleosporales; Cucurbitariaceae. The record is from RefSeq and is a predicted model, not a curated record.
AUGGUAGCUCACCGACGCGGCCCUUGGUCGCAGCACGAGGACCAGUGGCUUGUCAACCUGGUUGCCCGCAAUGGACCCCAUAACUGGGUCCGUAUCUCACAAGAGAUCGGUUCACGGUCACCCAAGCAGUGUCGAGAACGCUAUCACCAAAACUUGAAGCCCUCACUCAACCACGACCCCAUUACCGCUGAAGAGGGCGAGCUGAUCGAGAAGAUGGUGGCCGAGAUGGGCAAAAGGUGGGCUGAGAUUGCACGGCGGCUCAAGGGACGCAGCGACAACGCCGUCAAGAACUGGUGGAACGGUGGCCAGAACCGACGGAAGCGCAAUCCAGAGCGCCCUGACCAAAGACCCCGCGAGCACGAGCACAUGCAGCAUGCGCAAGAAGGUUACCACUACCCGCCUGUACAUCACAGCCUACCCCUCCAUGAGGAGCAUCAUAUUCCCUCGUACCAGAACUCGCGCAGACCCUCACUCAACUCUUCUAUGAACUCGCCUCAUGCGCUCAAGCUUCCGCAACCACGGUUCGAAUCAUACCCUGGGUCCCGACCACAGCCGCUCGACAUUUCAACUUUUGGACACCCCACCAUGGCACGAGCGCGAGGGUACGAGACACCUAUGCCUUCACCGUCUGGCUACUCCAUCGUCUCUGCUGAUGGUGCUCCUUCGUUGAUUACCGACACUGGGUCCGAGUCGCGCUCACCUCGUGGCGCUGCAUCGCCUCUCGACAUCACUCUCGCACCACUGGUAGGCAACAGGGAGGAGCGUAAGAACUCGUGCACACGCUACCUACCUUCGACUGGCUUCGCACCUGAAGAUGACGCACCCUACGAUGCUUUCAGGCGACGCGGCUCGCUGCAGCUGCCUCCCCUGUACCGCAAUGAAGCCCCGGCGCCUCAUGCUGCACCAUCAUUCAGGGAGCCAAACUACGAGCGACCUGAGCGGCCACAACUCAUCACUCAACCUACACCUCAACUCACACACCACCACUCUCUCCCUCAAUCAGUGCCUUUCAGCGUACCGCAACAGUCACUUCCCUCGUUCCACUCGCUUGCCGAGCCAACGCUAUCUGUCCCACACUCCGCAAGCGCAACGACUAGCCCACUGGCAAGGCACCUUCCGUCGCCAUACGCGCGACCAACUGGCUCAUAUGAAACCAAGAGCGCACCAGUAUCUCCCAGAGACAGGAUGAACCUUAAAAACAUCAUGUAG